This is a messenger RNA of Vicia faba (fava bean), 534 nucleotides long. The record is from the annotation of a GenBank genome assembly. Lineage: Eukaryota; Viridiplantae; Streptophyta; Magnoliopsida; Fabales; Fabaceae.
AUGCGUUGUUAUGGCUUAUCUAUUCCUGGAAGCGAUUAUCGCUUCUUCCUUCCAACACAAACUCCGCCACUAUCCCUGCGGCCGACGACAACCGUGCCGAUGACCCGAGUAACAUUCGGGUCGGGUUUUCCGAAACUAAAAGCCACGUUCAACGACGGCGUUGUGACGGAGAAAUUGAGUUUCUACGAUCUUCUAGGUAUACCUGAAUCUGGUUCGUUGAUGGAUAUCAAAAGCGCUUAUAAACAGCUUGCGAGAAAGUAUCAUCCGGACGUUUCGCCGCCGGACCGGGUGGAAGAGUAUACGAAGAAGUUUAUUCAGGUUCAUGAGGCGUAUGAGACGUUGUCCGAUCCUUCUAGGAGGAUUAUGUAUGAUCAGGAUAUGGCUAGAGGUGUUCAUCUCGCGUUCAACGCCAGAAAACGCUAUAAUCGCUCCGAUCAGGUUACAAUUGAAGAGCUUGGACUGAUUUUUGUUUCUCCUUUGAAAAGCUUACAAUUGAUCAACUUGUUCAGGUUAAAGCUUUUGACUGAAAAAUAG